UCACGUUCUUUCUCUUCGCGUUUUCUCUCUUUCUCGUUUUCUCUGUUUCUCCCCGUUUGCGCGCGUGGUGUAUCCUUCGCUACGCUCUCGCGCCCUCGCUGUGCUCUACUCUCUAGUAUCUGUGCUCUCCCGCGUUUCUCCCUCUUGCCUCCGCCUCUCGUCGACGUUCCUCAUCCUUCUUCUCGGGCGCGUUUGCCGAGUGGCCGAUUGCAGUCGUCCACCGCGGGUUUGCCUUUGCGUCGUCUGUCGCCAGCCUGCCACUCCGUUGGCUACCAGGAGUAGCUGUACGUGCUCUGCCGACUCGAAUGGAAGGUCGGAUAUGUUGGGAACAAGAAGAAGAAGUCGAGAUUGAGAGCAUGACUGCGACUUUCAAUCAAACAAGCAAAACAAACGGCUUUCCUUGAACGACUACUGGAAGUUGAACGCUUGGUUAUCAGCGAUUCCAACUACAGUUGAAGUGCAGCAACGAUGCGAAGAGAUUGUUAAAAAAACAGAAGAGUUUUCCACGAGGACUUUAGCGUUAGCCUUUUCUCUACAGAGGAGGCUUGAUUGUGACAACUUCUAAUAAGAUUAUCUUCUCGAAAUCAGGAUAUUUCUACUAUGAUUGUCGCGAUCAUAACGAUCAGUUCAAGUAUUGUUUUGUUCAUAAAAUAGUGUUAAGUCACGACCUUGACAAUUAAUCAGAUUUCGAAGAGAAUAAAAAAUGAGCAUCUGAUGAUUUUGGACCAAUUUUAUGAGGGAAUGAAUAAAAGAACAUUCAUCUCACGGAGGCUUCACUAAGAACAGCUGAUUGCAUAUUUUCGCGCGAUUAUCGGAGCAGAAUAAAAUUAAAAAGGAGAGAACAGAACAUUCGGACAGAAACGCAGUGAUAAGAGUAUCAUCGGUUCUUAUAGCAGGAAAGUGAUUGUUGAAAUAACUUUUCUGCUGUCUGACUGACUUGUACACGUAAGCGUACUAUUAUAUAGUCGGCCUUUCUUUCUUUCUUUCUAUCUUUUUUUCUUUCUCUCUCUCUCUCUCUCUCUCUCUCUUUUCUCUGUCUGUUUUUGGCUCUCCGGCUUUUGUGUCAUAUUUACAUCCAUUACCGUGAAAACGCAAAAUCACUUCCUACGUGAAUUGUGCGCGUGUCGUAUGUCAAAACGACGAAACAUCUCAACAAAUUGUCUCGUUUCAAAUUGAAGUGUGGCGACGUAAACUCGUAUAAUGUUGAUAAACUGAAGCGGAACGACAACGAAGAGAGAACCGAAAUGAGCACGAUAUCUUUGUAAUUAAGCAUAUCUUUGUAAGCUACUUCGUGCACGAAGAGGAUCUUCGAGAAAAACUGAUGUCAUUCAAAAUCUAAGGAGUACUUUAGAAAUUACCUAACAUCAUAAAAAUCAACAGAUAUAACAACAGUGAUCGCUCGUCAUCAUGCCGCACACUGGACAAGCCGGAGUGAAUCAAUUAGGCGGCGUCUUUGUGAACGGCAGGCCGUUGCCGGACUGCGUGCGCCAAAGGAUCGUUCAGCUCGCCAUGGUUGGCGUUAGACCGUGCGACAUUUCUCGGCAGCUACUCGUGUCUCAUGGCUGCGUCUCCAAGAUACUCACGAGAUUUUACGAGACGGGAAGUAUUCGACCCGGUAGUAUCGGUGGAAGCAAAACAAAGCAAGUAGCUACACCUACAGUGGUGAAGAAAAUUCUACGAAUGAAACAAGAGCAACCGACGAUAUUCGCAUGGGAGAUUCGUGAGCAGCUCGCGCGACAGGGAGCUUGUGAUCCUCAAAGUUUACCGUCUGUAUCAUCUGUCAAUCGUAUCCUUAGGGGUGGCGGACUUCAUACCGAUAUUGCUACUAUCGAGAAUAGCGCAUCUAGUGGAUACACAUCGCAAAUUUCAACAAACCCUGGAACGAGAGAUACACUUAUGAGAACGGAUUAUCAACUAUUUUAUCCCGGAGCUCUCGGACCGUUACAUAUUUCUACUACCUCUGGCAAUACUGGCACACCGUCGUGGAAUCCGAGUUUCUAUUCAUCACUUUAUCAAGCGACGACUUUGCACUUGCACCAGGGGAUACAGUCUUUUGCACCUUUGGAUUCUGAACGUUUAUCGGAGCAAAAUAGUAUCCAAAAUCAACUGGAACUGAAAUCAAGUUCGAGCUCGACGGCUGGCAGUGAUGAUUCGCUGGACAAGAGCGAUUUAGAUGAGAAUCUAGUCGAGUCUCAGGAUCACUACAAGUCUUUCCGUAGCACGCCCAUAAUUCUGGAGUUUAGCCAAAAAAUCGGCAGCGAUCGAAGCGCGUUUGUCAGACACGGUACGUCUAGUUCGCGCGCCACGAAUGUGGACAACCGGCGGGAAAGUCCGAUGUCGAUCGUUGAAACAUCGAAGCAGAGUUCUCCUUACAGAACUCUCGAAGAGAAGGAUAAUAGUUCGGAUACAACAAUGAUGACGAAUAAAGGAGUGGCAGUCGAUCAGCCACCUCCGCAGAAGAAGAAAAAUCCUUAUUCGAUAGAGGAACUAUUGAAGAAAGAUGAAAAUAAAUCCGCGUCCAGGAAGCCGAGAUUACCCAACACUGGUGUGGUGCAACCUUGUGGAAUUACUGUUAUUAAAGAAAUUUAAAGGAAUGACAAAUGUUGAAACAAUCGAAAGAGGUAAAGUCCGUUGUAUAUUUAUGCAAAAUAUCUAUAUUUGAAUUCAUUGAUUCAAUAAAUUCUUACUUAGAUAAACAUUCUAGUGUAUCGUCGGCUAUAGUGAUGUGUGUAGUAUAGAUAUGUGUGUAGUAUUAAUAAGUGUAAAAAAAAGCUGACAGGGAAUUUACGUGACGUAUUUAUACAUAUACGAGCUGUAAUGACAAUUAACUUAUACUGUUACAAAAUUAAUUUAAAAAUCAUUUCUUUGCAUUUGGAUGGUAUAUAAUUGGUUCUUCUUCCUAUGUAUUAUAUACACAUAGUGAAAGUAACCGAAAAAAAAUGUCUUAGAAAUCUAAUGUAAACUAAACAUUAACUAAUUUAAACUAACUUUUGCACUUUCAAUAAAGUGUAAAAGUUCAAUAGAAGAGACAUCUUGAUAUGUGGGCUAAAGUUUUCAUCUCUAUUUCGAGAGAGAACAUGAUUUUGUUUCAAAAUAUAACAGCAAAUAACGCAAAGCCAUACGUAACGUUAGGAUACAUUGUCAAAUGUAACGUAGUAAAUCAUGUGUACGUAUAUAAUCUUUUGUGUAUAAGGAUAUCAAAUUUAACUUAUAAUUAACUUAUUCCUUCAUUCCAUAUUUCGCGUGGCCUGCUACUGUUACCUCACCGUUUUUUUUAUCAACUCGACAUGCAACUGUAUUCAUAGUUUGAGGAUUGAAAGUUUCACUGUGUCUGCAUUGUGCCAGUAGUAACAAUCAGUAAAAAAACGUGUUUUGAAGAAAAUUUUGAAAAAAAUAUAUUAUACAUUUUCUUCAACAAAGUUAUCUCGUAUAUACUUAGUUGGUUAAAUUGUUGUAGCAACGGAAUAUUAAUUAACAUAUCUUUACACAAAUUGUCACAUUAAUGUAAUAUA
Pseudomyrmex gracilis is the source of this 3512-nucleotide messenger RNA. RefSeq names its product paired box protein Pax-9 (gene Poxn). The record is from RefSeq and is a predicted model, not a curated record. Lineage: Eukaryota; Metazoa; Arthropoda; Insecta; Hymenoptera; Formicidae. Gene Ontology annotation, molecular function: DNA-binding transcription factor activity, RNA polymerase II-specific; RNA polymerase II cis-regulatory region sequence-specific DNA binding. The coding region runs from base 1408 to 2589 and encodes 393 amino acids. Gene Ontology annotation, biological process: regulation of transcription by RNA polymerase II; anatomical structure development. The transcript has 6 exons.